This is a messenger RNA of Dunckerocampus dactyliophorus (ringed pipefish), 5428 nucleotides long. Its product is annotated as histone-lysine N-methyltransferase SETD1B-A-like. Gene Ontology annotation, molecular function: protein binding; RNA binding; histone H3K4 methyltransferase activity. The record is from RefSeq and is a predicted model, not a curated record. The coding region runs from base 174 to 4913 and encodes 1579 amino acids. The transcript is spliced from 18 exons. NCBI's taxonomy places the organism in Eukaryota, Metazoa, Chordata, Actinopteri, Syngnathiformes, Syngnathidae. Gene Ontology annotation, cellular component: Set1C/COMPASS complex.
UUAGCACCUCCAAGUUAGUGUACUCCUCCGCCUACAUGACAGAUGUACAGUACUCUUGGCGGAUGGAUCUGUAACAACCUGGGCAACGGAAAAGCUACCGAAAAAUUUUACGACCGAAAAAGAAUGCUGGUCCAUCAAGGGAUAAAAUGCCUGUUUAGGUUUUCACGAACGUAAUGGAAAGCGAAAAACAAGUUUUGGAGAGAGACUCGCCACAUCAGCCCUGGAGAAGCUGCAAGUUGAUGAUUGAUCCUGCUCUGACAAAAGGACUGUACAAAGUGUACCGCUACGAUGGGCACUACUUUAAUAUACCCGUUGACGACAUAGGCUUGUUUCCAGUGGAGUCAGUGAAGGAUCCACGCAUCUGCCGCCUGUGGAGCAAAUGCAUCCAGACUGACCUGGUAGUUCCUAGAUUUAAGAUAGAUGAGUGCUAUGUUGGCCCUAUUCCUCCCAAAGAAGUGACAUUUUCCAGAUUGAAUGACAAUGUAAGCAAGGACUUCCUGACUAAUAUGUGUAUGAAAUAUGGCAACACUGAAGAAGUGGAGAUUUUCUACAACCCAAAGAACAAGAAGCAUUUAGGCAUCGCUAAAGUUGUUUUUGACACUGUGAGUGCUGCAAAGGACUCUGUUCUUCACCUCAAUCAAACGUCAGUGAUGGGCAACAUCAUUCAUGUGGAAAUUGAUCCGAAAGGUGAAAACAGGCUGCGCUACCUCCAGCUCCUCUAUAGUGACCUCUACACUCUGCGGACCCUACCAGUGGGCAGCAGUGAGCAAAGUCUCCAAAACUUAAUCGACAAUUUACUGUGUAAUGCAGCCACACAGGGACAAGGGAGCCCAAACAGCAUCACCACCCCGCUCUCUCUCGACACAGCUUAUUCCAGUAUUUGUCAGGAUACGCCUUGUAGCUUUGGGCUGACGCCCUAUUCACAGGGAACCCCGCAUACUCCCUGCUUGUCUGCUACUCCCCUCUCCCAGGACUCAUGUUAUUCCAGUCUUCAGGGCACUCCAAUCCUACAGGGCGAACCCCCGACUUACAGUAUUCACAAAUCAUUCAGAAGAGAGCUUUGCUGUCGUAAAUUGUCAAGGUUUCGGGAGGGAUUUGGUGAUGUCUCUGAGGUAAAGUUUAUUUUGAAGCACCGCCAACCCCAACCUUCCUUGCCGCUGUUUACCCAAAGCAGCAGGCAGGGGCUUCCACAAUGGACUGACAAUAGAAAUACAUCUGGUCGCAGUGACAAAAAACAUUCCGUUCAACUUCUAUCCCCUGGUGCAGAGUCCAGGAAUGUGUUUGGCACUACCUCAAAAGCUUCACAUAUAAACUCUUUGAGCAUCUUGAGCGUUGAUUUAGCCAACAAGCAGACAGAAGCGAUCAUCCCACCUGACACACAAACCAGCAGAGCAGAGUUGCCUCAGUCACUUGAGACCUGUAUCCCAAGAAACCCCCAACCAGAGGCAGAGACUUUGGACUCCCGCAUUCAAAGUUUGUUGACAAACAGCCAAAGUUCAGACAGUUUCCUUGGGAAUACCUUGAAGGCUGAUGUGUACGCUGAAGACAGCCCAACUUCACCCUGUUCAUCCCCAUACUUUUCUUUGGAAGAUGUCAGUCCAACACCGUUUCCUGAAGAUGAUGAAACUUCCCAAGCUGUUUUCUUUCUUACUUCCCAAAAUUAUACAGAGUCUCCCUCUGCAUUAGAUAUCACCGAGUCUGAAGGAAUGGAGGGUAUAAACAGUAAGACACAUGCAGGAAGGCAUCAGGCAUCAUGUUCCAAGGAGCUUCACUUAUCAAAUGAAGACAAAGGACCUUCCGAAUUUUUGACAGCAACUCUUCCUCAGGCUCCCUGUAACACUCACCAGUCCAAACCUCCAUCUGCCAUUGAAUCUGACAGAUUCUGUCCACCAUGUCCGCCUGUACCUUUCCCCAUUCCUUCUUUUCCUCCUGCCCCACCUCGCCUCCCAAAUGGAAUAAUUCCCAUUCCACCUCCAGGCUGGAUCCUGCCUCCAGGCCAUCACAACAACAUCUGCAUACGCCCAGCCUCAAUUCUACCACCUCCUAAUUUCCUGGUACCCCCAGCUCCUUUGGUGUCACCCUCUGUGCACACAUACCCCUUAUCCCUCCAACCUCCAAGUGACUUGGACAAGGGCAAUUCACCAAGGCUUAGAAGUGUCUCCUUACGGCCUUGUGCACCACCCUGGAUUGCUCCACCUUUCCCUUGUUUCAAUCCUUCAAUGCCCCCACCAGACUACCCACAUAUGAGGGAAAACCCUCAUAAAGCAACAGUUGAAAAAGUUUUAGAUGUGCUCAUGGAUGAACUGAAGUCCAUCAUCAAGAAGGACAUCACUCGUAGAAUGAUUGAGGGCGUUGCAUUUAAGGUGUUUGAAUACUGGUGGGACAAUCAAGAGAAGAAAGCAAAGAUACGAAUUUUGCCUUUGGUGGAUAAGAAAAAACAACUUAGAAAUCCUUUGAAUGACAUUACUGGUGAGCGCAAAAAACCUCCACUCCCCUCAUUCAAGGUAAAGAAGAAAAGAGAAGUCAAUCCUGAAAUAUCAGAAGCAAUAGAAAGUGAACAUUCUGGUAGGACUGAAGGGGACAUUAUGGUGAAACCAACAUGUGAGAAACGUAAACACAGACAUGCAAGACCUCUUGAGCUUGAUAGUGAUGAUGAUGAUGGAGAUAGAGACCAUGAAGCACAUCAAGAGGAGGAAAGGCAAAGUAUAGAAGACAAAGACGAACCAACUGGGCCCAUAGUUGAUAAUAUCCACAAUAUGUUUGACAGAAAAGAUCUUGCCAACAAUAAAGAAGAGAAAGAGAAACUGGAAAAACACAAGCAGGGGGAAGACUUGUCUCAGGCUUCUUCUGAAGUGCUGUACUGUAGCAGUGAGACAUACUCAGAGUGCAGCUCUUCAGAGGAAAGUGACUGCUUGUCCAACUUAGACUCCUCAGACUCUUGUACCUCAGAGAGCUAUGAGGAUUCACCGUACACUGAAGAUGACGAUAUGGAAGACUAUAUAAUGAACAGUGAAGUUGACAAAUGUGUUGUACUAUCAUCAGAUGAGGAGACCAUGGAGCUUGAGCCCCCUGUAACUCCUUCAGCCCCCCUCACUCCUGGCACUCAGCUGGAACUGAUCCUAGAGGAGUGGUCAGAUAAUAGCGAGGAAGCAGAGGUGAACCAUUGCAUGCACCAACAAGAUGUAAUAAUGGGGCUGCAUACCACUGGAUCUCACGAGUUAGAGCCCCAGUCACCUAUUGGCCUUCCAGUUGAUCUUGAACUUGAUGCAGAGAUGGAGGGCCAUGAAUGGGCCUUGGGGUCUCCAGAGAACAUCAUGAGACCUCUCACUCCCACUGGCAGCAUGAUUGACAGUGACCCUGACCUUGGGAUCAGAAGUAAACCAACAUCUCCAGCCGCUGAGGAAGUCGAACGACCACAAACACCAGGCAAGGGCACAGGAGUUCACUUGGGAAAUGAAGACUCAGCAGAUGACCUCUUGCUAACCAACAGCGAGUUCCAUCUGUCGUCAUCGAUGACAGCAGCCUUGUUAUUCCAGGAAACACCCAAAACCCCAGGUAGAGAAGACACAAGUCCAUGGCGGUGUAAUAAUAAGGUUGGGGGCCCAGGCACAGCAGAAUGCGAGGAACUUGCACCAGAGAAUACCAGUCCAACAUACCCACAGUUUAGAAACCCAUUGUCUAAUUCAUCAAUUAGCAAUCCAUUUUUAUCGGCACCAAAGACUCCAGGGAGAGAUAUUUUUGUGCCACGAAGAGCUGCAGUACACAGGCAAACGACUCAAAUAGUGAAUACCUCACAACCCCUUUUAGAUGACAAAUUUCUUGGAACAUCAUCUUCAUGUAGCCUCUCUGACUCUUCAUCUGAUGGCAGUGGAGUGCGAACCUCGUUAGGUGUGAGAGCGAUACCCCUCCAAGGAUUGGAGAACAUGCCGGGUCUUCUCAAUGAGGGAAAUUGGAGAGACACAAAAGUGAGGCGUAAACUGUGGAACAAACGAAAAAGGGGUUGGAGGAAGCGCCGCUUCUCUUGCAAUCGGUCUCCUAGGUGGAAUUCAGUGCAUCAGCAGAGCAGGAUACUUCAGAGUGUAUGGAAGGACGGUCUGGAUGAAGAGGAUGCGAGGCUGCUGCAGUGCACUUAUGAAAGGCUACAAGAGGAGGAUGAUGGUUGCAGCUGGCUAAGUGACACCCUCUGGAUUCCCCAUCCACUGACUAAAGUUAGAGAGAAGAAUGAAGGACUCCAAUUAUGGCAGCAUAACCACAAAACAGGUUCAGCCCGCAGUGAAGGCUUUUACAAAAUCCACUGGAGGGAUAAACUUGAAUACCUCAACAAAGCCAGAAGCACUGAGCUUCCUUCUGCAAUCUCUCAGCAAGGUCUUUCGACACAGCCCACCUUACUUCGUGCUGGAUCGGACUUCAGGUCGGAACAGCGUCGUCUGCUGUCAUCGUUCGGCUGUGACAGUGACCUGGUCAAGUUUAACCAGCUCAAGUUCAGAAAGAAGAGGAUUCGCUUCGGUCAAAGUCACAUCCACAAUUGGGGUCUCUUUGCCAUGGAGCAUAUAGCAGCUGAUGAAAUGGUGAUUGAAUAUGUAGGCCAAAUUAUCAGACAGAACAUCGCUGACAUGAGAGAGCACAGAUAUGAAGAGCAGGGUAUUGGAAGCAGCUAUUUGUUUCGGGUCGAUCAAGACACCAUCAUUGACGCCACUAAAUGUGGGAAUUUAGCCAGAUUCAUCAACCACAGCUGUAAUCCCAAUUGCUAUGCAAAGAUCAUCACCGUAGAGUCUCAGAAGAAGAUAGUGAUUUACUCGCGUCAGCCGAUUGGCAUCAACGAAGAAAUUACGUACGACUACAAGUUUCCCAUUGAGGACACAAAGAUUCCUUGUCUGUGUGGAGUUGAAAGCUGUCGGGGCUCUUUGAACUAAUCACAGCCAGAGUGUCCUGCUUGUAUCUUAGAGAGGAGCACACGUUGCCUGAGGUACUGUACAAAAUAAACACAGCCACUGAAGAUGUACUUUUUAAGUAAUAUUUAGACAAGUGCAGGCGCUCACUGGACUUAAAAAAAAAAGAUGAGAGCUACACCAAUCAGGAUCUAAUAGACUAUUCUGACCAGCACUUACAGUAUAAGCUAUUGUGUAAUACGUGUUGAUGAGUACUCCUGACUUUUGUAAAUUAUUUAAUUAUGUAAAAGCUGUCUUUUUGGUCAUACAUUAUAAAGGCAUGUUUGGCUGUAAACCACAGUAUGUACUGUAUGUAUGUAGCUUCAUAACUGAAUGAUGUGUUGGCCUUAUUGUCAAAAUGAUAACACACCGUUUUCAGUUGUGUUUUCCUUGAGUCUAGACUCAGUGAUAUUUUUCAGUUGUUUCAGGUUUUAAAUUGUUUUAACCACAGAGAUGUAAAAGAAACACAACACUGUAUUAGAAGAAAACAUGAGAUCAAA